Drosophila grimshawi is the source of this 3302-nucleotide messenger RNA. Its product is annotated as myosin light chain kinase, smooth muscle. Gene Ontology annotation, cellular component: nucleus. NCBI's taxonomy places the organism in Eukaryota, Metazoa, Arthropoda, Insecta, Diptera, Drosophilidae. The transcript has 9 exons. Bases 624 to 3116 code for a protein of 830 amino acids. Gene Ontology annotation, biological process: protein phosphorylation; positive regulation of apoptotic process; intracellular signal transduction. The record is from RefSeq and is a predicted model, not a curated record. Gene Ontology annotation, molecular function: protein serine/threonine kinase activity; ATP binding.
UAUUGGCAAUGCGAGGCACCCAAAUCAAAUAAUGUAUCGCAGGCCAAAAACAGUUUGAUGCACAACGCUCGCUCGCGAUGACGACGACGACGAUAACACAAUAGUACGCAAUCAAAAGGCAGCAGCAACAAGAAAAUUAUAAUAACCUAACCCAGCUAUUGAAAUCAUUGCAAAUAUUACACAUACGUAACGUGCUCAUAAGCCAAAGAAAAAGUCAAGCCUAUAAAUAAAAGAAUUCGAAACGCCACAUAAUAAUUCUUUGUGUCAUUUUUUAAGUGCGCAACAUGCAGCAUACAAAAUAAAUACAAAAUCAAAUCAAAUCACGCAGUGAAGUGAAGUUCAGUCAACAGUCAAAUAAAUAUUCAUAAUUUCGUUUUGCCGCAACGCAAAAAGAAAAUGUUUUGUGUUAAAAAAAGAAAUUUGUAUUCGAUAUUAUAGAUAGAAAGCAGCAAAUAACAAAAUAGUGCGUACAAACCAAAAGAUCUGAAACUUAUAUAUAUAUAUUUAUAUAUAUUUAUAUUUAUAUUUAUAUAUAUACUUAAAUACGUUUUGUGUAAAGUAAAGCAGUCAAAACGGGCACUCGUCUACGUGAACCCAGCGUCAAGGGACGCACUCAGAGCAAAAUGAUCUUCAUAGAUGACUCAGAGCCGGAAGGAGUUUUGGAGCCGGUAUUUCCAAUGCGCGAUGUGACCAUAAACCGCAAUGUGGACGCAUAUAAAUUGUACGACGUGCUCGGCGAAGUGGGACGCGGUAAAUUCGGCACCGUCUACAAGUGCAAGGAGAAGACAAGUGGCCUACAAUUGGCGGCCAAAUUUGUGCCCAUACCCAAGCGGGAUGACAAGCGGAACGUGGAGCGAGAAGUGGAGAUUAUGAAUUCAUUGCAACAUCAUCUCAUUAUACAAUUGUAUGCUGCAUACGAAUAUCAGAAAAUGAUGUGCGUCGUCCUGGAACUCAUUGAGGGUGGCGAACUCUUCGAUCGUGUUGUGGACGAUGAAUUUGUGUUGACGGAGCGUGUUUGUCGUGUCUUCAUUAGACAGGUGUGCGAAGCGAUGGCUUUUAUACACGGCAAUGGCAUUAUCCAUUUGGAUCUGAAGCCCGAGAAUAUUUUGGUGCUCACACAAAAAGGCAAUCGCAUCAAGAUAAUUGACUUUGGACUGGCACGUAAAUUCGAUCCAGACAAGCGAUUGAGAGUACUCUUUGGCACACCUGAGUUUGUGGCGCCUGAGGUUGUCAACUUUGACUGCAUCUCGUAUGGCACUGAUAUGUGGAGCGUUGGUGUCAUCAGCUAUGUGCUCAUCUCUGGUCUGUCGCCAUUCAUGGGAGAGAACGACAUUGAAACAAUGUCAAAUGUAACCAUUGCAAAAUACGAUUUCGAGGAUGAAUGCUUUAAUGGCAUAUCCCCCGAGUGCCUGGAUUUCAUAGCCAAGCUCCUUGCAAAGGACUUGAGCACCCGCAUGACAGCUGCCGAUUGUAUGAAGCACAAAUGGUUGCAACAACAUCCACCAGCCACGCCCAAAACAACAACAGCAGCAGCAGCAGCAGCAACAGUAGCAAAGACUGCCUCCACAGCGAGCGGGAAGACGCGCCUGAAGUCAGAGUCGCCCAUAACUUUAGCCUCGGAGUCUUCAGAGGAUUCAACGGAAACAAUUGAGGAUGCAGAUGAUAAUGAGGACGCCAACGACGACGAUGACGUCGGCGAUGAGACAACAGAACAGGAUGAGGACAGCGAGGAGCUGGCAAAGCUCUGCACCACACAUGAGCUGGAGAACAAAGAGCUGGAUGCCACCAAGGAUAAUUUAAAGAAUUUCAUCGUGCGCUGGGAAACGCAUCCGAACAGUCCGUACGUCUUUGACGUCGAGGGCAAUGUGAUAGCGCCGCUGAAUGAGACAAGCUAUACGCAUCCGCGCCACCAGCAUGGCCCGGACAGCAUCUCCUCAUCCCGAGUUUGUUCGCCUUCGCCCUGCGAAUCGAUAGCAACACUGACCGAUGACGAGAUGGCCAAUGAGUUGGAGGUGGCGGAGACGCCGGACGAGGAGCGACACAGUGUGGAGAGUCCACACUCGGUGGCCACGACGCCCAUCAAUGAAUCCCGCGAGAAACUGUUCCCCAUGACGGGUGCAACAGGAGCAACUGCCUCUGGGUGUGCCACGCCCACACCCCAACAUCUGUUCAACGAGAACUUUGACGAGUUCUCCGGCAGCGAGAGCAGCGCCCAAAAGCAGCGCAGCAUGAAAAGCUAUCUGCACACCUUCGAUCGCCGCAACUCGGACACCAACUAUCUGCUGGGCAGGCGCAGUUCCGGCGAGCGUGUUAAUCUCGCCGAUGAGAUACGCAAACUGAGCGAUCAUCUCUUAAUGCUCGCGGAGAUUAACACCAAGUUGGGAGAUGCAGAGGAAAACAAAGCAACAACGACAACAAGUGAAGAGAGCAGCUCCAAGCUGGAGGCGGGCAGCAAAUGGACGAAGAGCAUGAGCACGAGUACGAGCACGAGAAGCACGACGAGCAGCAUUAGAACAACGGGUCGUGUUUCCACGCAGCUGCAGCAGAAGAGCAGCUCGCUGUCGAUGCGACUGCAGCAGUCCAUUGAGGAGAUGCCCAAGCUGAGCAACGGGAGCAGCAAACAACAAACACAGUCCUUUAAUCGCAGCCAAUCCACAGUGAACACCAUUAGCACGGCCAACGCACAAACGAAUAGCAGCAGCAGCAGCAGCAUCAGCAGCAGUCGCAGUCAAGUUCCACUCACUUCCAGUUUCACUUCCAGUAACAUCUACACCGAGUCGGCGAGCAGUCGUCGCGCCAAAUUUCGUAUUAAUCAAAUGAGUCGCGAUGUGCCAAUCGGUUUACCAGAUACCCAUCAAACGGUUAAUCUCGAGGAGGCGGCGAACACAACGAAAGAUUGCCUACUGCAUCUGCUGGAAAAGUACAACGAGACUAAGAUACGCAAUCCAGUCGGCCGACAUCAGAGCAUCAGCGUUGAUUGGCACAUUAGCGAUAAUCUGGAAUAUCGUUCGAUGAGUUCCAUUAAUGCAUUCUUCCAGCGUCACAGCCAGGGCAGCGGGGGGCAGAAUGUGAAGCAUAUUCAAGCACAGCUGGAGGAGAAGGCAACGGGGAAAUAAUUACAUUUAGAGCAAACUAAAUAUCAUCCUCAAAUAUAUUUGUAUAUAACUCAUUGUACUAUAUAUAUCGUGUGGAAGAACACCAAAGAGAGUGUGUGGAACCUAAUGCCAAACUCAGUUACAGUUAGUCAAUUUCUAUGUUCGCAUGCAUGAAUUAAAUUAUUGAUGUAUUUGUCGUAAGUAAUA